AUGCGGGACGGGGUGGAGGUGAUGGGAGGAGUGAAGAGGUGCUCGGCCGUGACCACCAGCAGCCAUCCAUCACUUCCCACUGCUCCCCGCCAGCCCUCAGCUGCCAACCCACAGCAAAUCUCUCCACAGCUGGACCCCAUCGACAAUGCUCUUCCAUUCCCACCUCCCUCGUUGCCGCCGCCGCCGCCCGAUACACCUCCCGCUUCAGCUACUGAACCAACCGCGCACGAUCGUGUGCGAAUUGAGCUCCAUCCUGUGCUUGACAGCAUGCGCUGUGAUGCCAAUGGAUACGACUUACCUCCUGGGGCUCCACCACCACCGUUGGAUGAACAUGCCAAGAACGACUGGGGCUCGUUCAAUACUCGUGUGCAAUUCAAGUUUGCUGAAUUCAUUUACAAGCGGCAAGAGAUGGCAGGUGACUCUAUCGACCAACUGGCGCAAUUCUUGGCUGCACUGUACCUACCGGAAGACCCUUUCUUCAACAACCAUCACCACCUCUAUGCAAUGAUCGAUGAAAUCCAGCAGGGCGACAUUCCCUGGCAGUCGUUCUCUGUCCAGUACACUGGCCCGUGUCCCGAGACAGGCAAAAUCCCCUCAUGGAUGACCCAAACCUACGAGGUCUGGGCCCCGAAACAUGGUUUCAAGGAUGGCAAGAGGCAGUUUACCGACUUGAUGUCAGGGAACUGGGCCUGGAGACAGGCGGCAAGUACUUCUGCUUCAUUUUAUGAUCUAAGCUAA
Mycena indigotica is the source of this 738-nucleotide messenger RNA. RefSeq names its product C2H2-type domain-containing protein. The record is from RefSeq and is a predicted model, not a curated record. The transcript has 2 exons. Bases 1 to 738 code for a protein of 245 amino acids. NCBI's taxonomy places the organism in Eukaryota, Fungi, Basidiomycota, Agaricomycetes, Agaricales, Mycenaceae.